Molecule: messenger RNA, 589 nt
Organism: Actinia tenebrosa (Australian red waratah sea anemone)
Lineage: Eukaryota; Metazoa; Cnidaria; Anthozoa; Actiniaria; Actiniidae
Source: RefSeq, a predicted model, not a curated record
UGCGACCUCGUGUAAAAGGAAGAAAAAAUUUUUUUGUUGCGACCCACCCACCAAGUUGUAAAGUGCUUGAAUUUUAUCCGUAUUACUAUCAAAGAACUCUACGAAAAAUAUGCCAGAAUAUGAUUCACAACACACAGAUAUCAGUGAUAUCGAUGUCCAUGGAAAGAAAGCUCGCUUUACUGCAGGAAAAGUUUGGAGUUCUACAACUCCUCCGGGCAGCCGUACUCUCGAACUCGACGGCGUUAUCGAGGUUUUAAAGGAAUACGAUUCUGUGGAAGGCAACGAUAUAAACUGUUCUAUUUGUGGAAAGCUAUACAAAAGUAAAGUAUGCUUUACGAAACAUUUAUGGGAGCAUAGUAUAUAUUGGGAUACUUUUGACGGCGUUAAAAAUCAAGAACGAGUACUCUCCAUACAAGCUGCAAUAAUUCUAUCGCAACCAUAUUUGGAAUUUUUGUUAGUUACGUCGCCUUCGUCGAACGAAAAAAGAAAAGACGAUGUUGUGAAAAAUAGUGGGCAGAGAAAAAUGGCGUCGAGAAAAAGAAGUAGGGGUUCAGAAUCUUCAGUCGAAUUAUAAUUUUUCUUAGUGUGG